This is a messenger RNA of Loa loa (African eye worm), 267 nucleotides long. RefSeq lists its product as hypothetical. The transcript has 2 exons. Bases 1 to 267 code for a protein of 88 amino acids. The record is from RefSeq and is a predicted model, not a curated record. Lineage: Eukaryota; Metazoa; Nematoda; Chromadorea; Rhabditida; Onchocercidae.
AUGAAAGCCAUAAAGAUUCUUUCUGAUAUGAGCGCUACUUCACAUUCGGCAAUAGAAAAGUGGCACUCAUCACUUGCUUCCACUAUUUCUCCUGAGGUUCUUCCAAAUAUAGUCAAGAAGAUCGAGCUUGUCACAUCAUGGAGAAAACAGACAGUACAGUGGAGGUAUGAGAUCGGGAGGAGCGGAAGAUUAAAAGUGAUGGAAGAUGCACGACCAGCUGCUGUUGAGGAAGAUGAAAAUGUCAGAGAGCAUGUCCCCUCCCUGUGA